Ambispora leptoticha is the source of this 370-nucleotide messenger RNA. Lineage: Eukaryota; Fungi; Glomeromycota; Glomeromycetes; Archaeosporales; Ambisporaceae. The record is from the annotation of a GenBank genome assembly.
AUGAGUCGACUCUCAGUAUUUGUAAUUUUUGUGAUGACUUUAAUCGCGUCCGUUUUAUCUGAUACCGCUCAAAUAAACACACCUUCCAACCAAGUGCAAGGUAGCUUGUAUACUAUCACAUGGAUAUACAAUGGUACAAACGAUGCAGUCGGAAGUCUCUUACUCAAUAGCAGAAAUAAUACUAGCAAUGUCUUUACAAUUGCCAAGCAAAUUAAGUUAAGCACCCAAGCUUAUCAAUGUCCUAUUCCCACAAACUCAGCCGGAUCUUCCGCUACUUCAACAAAACCUCCAAGCAACCGAAAUACUGGCUCACCUAGCGCAUCAAAUAAUGCAAACAAAAUGAUUAUUGAUUCCUCUUUAUUCACGACUG